Messenger RNA from Brassica oleracea var. oleracea, 2301 nucleotides. RefSeq lists its product as uncharacterized. The transcript is spliced from 5 exons. The record is from RefSeq and is a predicted model, not a curated record. The coding region runs from base 1 to 2301 and encodes 766 amino acids. Lineage: Eukaryota; Viridiplantae; Streptophyta; Magnoliopsida; Brassicales; Brassicaceae. Gene Ontology annotation, molecular function: catalytic activity.
AUGGUUGAUAAUAUUCGAAGAGCAAUGCAAGAUAUAACUUUGGGAAGUGAAGAUCCCCCUUUUGUGUUACCGGCGGAGGUGGUGCGUCAAGCCGAAGAAGAAAAUCGAUUCAUCUUGGUGGGUCGUCCGGUGAUGCCACGACGACAGAAUCUCCAAGCACUCCUUGCUACAAUGCCAAGAAACUGGGGCUUUGAAGGUUUAGUUCGUGGACGUGUCAUUGAAGGCCGACGUUUCCAGUUUGUCUUCCCCUCCGAGGAAUCAAUGGAUAUGGUGAUCCGAAGGGGACCGUGGGCGUUUGCGGAUCGUAUGAUUGUGCUCCAGAGGUGGACACCAUUGAUGGACAUGGAGAUGCUUAACUACAUUCCCUUCUGGAUCCAAAUCCGGGGAAUUCCUCUGCAAUACAUGAAUCGACAAGUAAUUGUCAACAUAGCAAGACUUUUGGGAGAGUAUAUGCAGAUGGAUUACAGUGAGGAGAUUGGGAGCCGUCUGGAGUAUGUCAUAGUCAGAUUGAAUUGGAAUGUCAAUCACCCUCUCCGGUUUCAGAGGAACUUUCAGUUUGUCCCAGGAGUCAACACGCUACUGAGGCUGCAAUACGAGAGGCUUCGUGGUUUUUGUGAAGUUUGUGGUCUGAUCACUCAUGACUCAGGCGCCUGUCUGAUUCAGAAUGGAGGGCCUGAUAAUGACGAUGGAGCUCAUAAUGGAGAUGAAGAAGAUGAUGACAUUGAGAUUGUACCUAAUCAAGGAGUGGCCAUUGAGGAAAUAAAUGAGGAAGUUAAUGAGGGUGCGGUGGCUGAUGGUAAUGAGGCAGCGGAGGAAAAUGUAGAGCCGUUGGUUGAGGAAGAGGAUCCUGAGCAGGAAGAGCACUACUUAUGGGAAGGACUAACAAGACUAAGCUUAACCAGAAGACAACAGGCUUGGUUUCUUCUUGGGGACUUUAAUGAGAUAUUAGGGAACCAUGAAAAAGAUGGUGGAAGAAGGCGAUCAGAAAGCUCGUUUCAGGAGUUCAGACAGAUGAUGAGGAUUUGUGAUUUGGUCGAUCUUCAGUCGGUAGGGGACAGAUUCUCAUGGGCAGGACAAAGAGGAAAUCAUCUUGUUAAAUGUUGUCUAGACCGAAUAAUGGCCAAUACUAAAUGGUUUGAGAUAUUUCCUGCUUCUCAAACAGAAUUCUUGGAGAUUGGAGAAUCAGAUCAUCGACCACUGGUAACUUUCAUCGCAGUGGAGAAAGAAGAACCGCGCAAGUGUUUUCGUUUUGAUAGUCGCAUGAUGUCAAAAGAUGGUUUUGAAGCUCAUGAGGUAUUCCACAAUCUUAAAGCUAGGAAAAGACAGGCUUCGUCUUACAUGGCAGUUAAGACAGAUAUUACUAAAGCAUAUGAUAGACUGGAGUGGAAUUUCUUAGCUGAGACUAUGAAGGUGAAUGGAUCUCCGGAGGGUCUUAUCACGUCAGCUCGUGGACUAAGACAAGGGGAUGAUCCUCUAUCCCCUUAUCUGUUUAUACUGUGUGCAGAGGCGCUAUCACAUUUGAUGACAAGAGCAAUGCUGGAUAGAUCACUAUUAGGAGUGAAAAUAUCAAACAAUGCACCAACGGUCAAUCAUUUGUUGUUUGCGGAUGAUUCUUCAUUCUUUUCCUUGGCUAAUGAGAAGGCGGCAAAGAAUCUCAAGACUAUAUUUAGCAUCUAUGAAGCAGUUUCAGGCCAACCAAUCAAUCUCUCCAAAUCUUCGAUUACUUUUGGAACUAAGAAACAGAGGUACUUAUCUACGGGUGGAAAGGAGGUUCUAUUGAAAGCUAUUGCAGUGGCGAUGUCAAUCUUCUCAAUGAAUAUAUUCCCGUUACCAAAAGAGGUAUGUGCUGAGAUCAAUGCAGUCUUAGCUAAAUUUUGGUGGGGAGCUGGUGAUAAGAAAGGCUUGCACUGGUAUUCUUGGGAUAGAGUAAGUGUGCCAAAAAGAGAAGGAGGUCUAGGUUUUAAAGAUUUGGAAAUUUUUAAUCAAGCUCUGCUAAGCAAACAAGUAUGGAGAAUUAUGCAACAUCCUCACUGUCUGAUGGCUCGUAUUCUGAAAGCGAGAUAUUUUCCCGAGGAGGACAUUCUGAAUGCAAAGCUAAAAAAGAAAGCUUCUUAUGCUUGGAAGUCGAUUCUACAUGGGCGUGAUCUUAUUAAUAAAGGAAUGCGUUACAUUAUUGGUGAUGGAACUCUGGUUAAUAUGUGGACAGAUCCAUGGAUACCGGAUCACCCACCUAGACCACCAAGAGCCCGUGGAGUGUAUCAGUUGGAGGAAAAUAUGAAAGAAUAUUUCAACACUACUUGA